Jaculus jaculus (lesser Egyptian jerboa) is the source of this 7934-nucleotide messenger RNA. It is a transcript of the gene Myo10, whose product is annotated as myosin X. Gene Ontology annotation, molecular function: cytoskeletal motor activity; protein binding; ATP binding. Gene Ontology annotation, cellular component: myosin complex; cytoskeleton. Gene Ontology annotation, biological process: signal transduction. The transcript is spliced from 41 exons. The record is from RefSeq and is a predicted model, not a curated record. NCBI's taxonomy places the organism in Eukaryota, Metazoa, Chordata, Mammalia, Rodentia, Dipodidae. The coding region runs from base 438 to 6623 and encodes 2061 amino acids.
GGGCGCGGGAGUGCUCACCGGCGCGGCGCUCGCGGGGAGAGGCCGGCUGUGCCCUGCUCGGCCGGCGGAGCUUGAGAGCGAGAUCGGGAGAGAGAUCGAGAGAGAGAGAGAGAGGAGGGAGGCCCCGCCAGCCCCCAGCCGGGGAAAGAAUGUGCCACCAGCUGUUCUGGGCCCGGGAGCGCUUGGGCCACAAGUGAGAAGUUGGGAGGAGACAAAGGCUGCCUGCCGUUGGGACGGAGCAGUUCGGGGACUUGGGCUUGGGAGACAAAAGGUGAGGAGCAGGAGGAGGAGAGGCCGGGCCAUGGCCGCGGGGCAGCCCCGACGCCUGGACGCCCCGGCGGUGGCGCCGUGACACGCACGCUUUCCCGGGACCUGCGGCUGCGCUGACUUCCUCGAGCUCGGCCGGGGCUCGCGGGGCCGCCGAGGGGCUCCGGACAAUGGACACCUUCUUCCCCGAGGGAACACGAGUCUGGCUGAGAGAAAAUGGCCAGCAUUUUCCAAGUACUGUAAAUUCCUGUGCAGAAGGUGUUGUUGUCUUCCAGACAGACUAUGGUCAGGUCUUCACCUACAAGCAGAGCACCAUCACCCACCAGAAGGUGAGUGCCAUGCGCCCCGCGGACGAGGUGGGCGUGGACGACAUGGCCGCCCUGAGCGAGCUGCACGGAGGCUCCAUCAUGUUCAACUUAUUCCAGCGAUACCGGAGGGACCAGAUCUAUACCUACAUCGGCUCCAUCAUGGCCUCCGUGAACCCCUACAAGCCCAUCGCCGGCCUGUACGAGCGCGCCACCAUGGAGCGGUACAGCCGGCGACACCUGGGCGAGCUGCCGCCGCACAUCUUCGCCAUCGCCAACGAGUGCUACCGCUGCCUGUGGAAGCGCCACGACAGCCAGUGCGUCCUCAUCAGUGGUGAAAGCGGGGCUGGGAAAACCGAAAGCACCAAGCUCAUCCUCCAGUUCCUCUCGGUCAUCAGCCAGCAGUCCCUGGACCUGACCUUGAAGGAGAAGACGUCCAGCGUCGAGCGGGCUAUUCUCGAAAGCAGCCCCAUCAUGGAAGCUUUCGGCAACGCGAAGACCGUGUACAACAACAACUCCAGCCGCUUCGGGAAGUUUGUGCAGCUCAACAUCUGUCAGGAGGGCAACAUUCAGGGCGGAAGGAUCCUAGAUUAUUUAUUAGAAAAAAACCGAGUCGUGAGGCAGAACCCCGGGGAGAGGAAUUAUCACAUAUUCUAUGCACUGCUGGCAGGGCUGGAACCUGGAGAGAGAGAAGAAUUUUAUUUAUCUGUGCCUGAAAACUACCAUUACUUGAAUCAGUCUGGAUGUACAGAAGACAAGACAAUCAGUGAUCAGAAAUCCUUCAGGGAAGUGGUUACGGCGAUGGAAGUAAUGCAGUUCAGCAAGGAGGAAGUCCGGGAAGUUCUGAGGUUGCUGGCUGGAAUCCUACACCUCGGCAACAUAGAAUUCAUCACUGCUGGAGGGGCGCAGGUGUCCUUCAAAACAGCUUUGGGCAGGUCUGCAGAGUUACUUGGGCUGGACCCAGCACAGCUCACAGAUGCUCUUACCCAGAGAUCCAUGUUCCUCAGGGGAGAAGAGAUCCUGACGCCUCUCAGCGUUCAGCAGGCGGUGGACAGCCGCGACUCCUUGGCCAUGGCACUUUAUGCGCGCUGCUUCGAGUGGGUGAUCAAGAAGAUCAACAGCAGGAUCAAGGGCCGGGACGACUUCAAGUCCAUCGGCAUCCUUGACAUCUUCGGAUUUGAAAACUUUGAGGUUAACCACUUUGAGCAGUUCAAUAUCAACUAUGCGAACGAGAAGCUUCAGGAAUACUUCAACAAGCAUAUCUUUUCUUUAGAACAGCUAGAAUAUAGCAGAGAAGGCUUGGUGUGGGAAGACAUCGACUGGAUCGACAAUGGAGAAUGCCUGGACCUGAUUGAGAAGAAACUUGGCCUCCUCGCCUUGAUCAAUGAAGAAAGCCAUUUCCCUCAGGCCACCGACAGCACCUUGUUGGAGAAGUUGCACAGUCAACAUGCAAAUAACCACUUUUAUGUGAAGCCCAGAGUUGCAGUCAACAAUUUUGGAGUGAAACACUACGCUGGAGAGGUGCAGUAUGAUGUGCGAGGUAUCUUGGAGAAGAACAGAGACACCUUUAGAGACGACCUUCUCAACCUGCUGAGAGAAAGCAGACGUGACUUCAUCUACGACCUCUUUGAGCACGUCUCAAGCCGCAACAACCAGGACACCUUGAAAUGUGGAAGCAAGCACCGGCGGCCCACGGUCAGCUCCCAGUUCAAGGAUUCCCUGCAUUCCUUAAUGGCAAUGCUGAGCUCCUCAAACCCUUUCUUUGUUCGCUGCAUCAAGCCAAACAUGCAGAAGAUGCCAGGCCGGUUUGAUGAGGCAGUCGUGCUGAACCAGCUCCGCUACUCGGGGAUGCUGGAGACGGUGAGGAUCCGCCAGGCUGGGUACGCAGUCCGAAGACCCUUCCAGGACUUCUACAAGAGGUAUAAAGUGCUCAUGAGGAGCCUGGCUGUGCCCGAGGACGUCCGCGGGAAGUGCACGGCGCUGCUGCAGCUGUACGAUGCUUCCAGCAGCGAGUGGCAGCUGGGCAAGACCAAGGUCUUCUUGCGGGAAUCCUUGGAGCAGAAACUGGAGAAGCUGCGGGAAGAAGAGGUUAACCGGGCGGCCAUGGUGAUCCGUGCCCACGUCUUGGGCUACUUGGCACGGAAGCAAUAUAGAAAGGUCCUUCACGGUGUGGUAACGAUACAGAAGAAUUGCAGGGCCUUCCUCAUGAGGAGGAGAUUUGUGCACCUAAAAAAAGCAGCCAUCGUGCUCCAGAAGCAGCUCCGGGGCCAGCUGGCACGCAGAGCUUACCGGCAGCUGCUGGCCGAGAAACGCGAGCAGGAAGAAAGGCAGAGGCGGGAGGAGGAAGAAAAGAAGAGACUGGAGCAAGAGGAAAGGGAACGAGAGAAGGCGCAGAGAGAAGCCGAGCUCCGCGCGCGGCAGGAGGAGGACGCGAGGAGGCAGCGGGAGGUGGAAGCCUUGCAGAAGAGCCAGAAGGAAGCAGACCCGACCCGAGAACUGGCGAAGCAGCAGGAGAACGAGCAGGUGGAGGCGAUCCUGCGCCUGGAGAAGGAAAUCGAGGACCUGCAGCGCAUGAAGGAGCGGCGGGAGCUGUCCUUGACCGAGGCCUCCCUGCAGAGGCUGCAGCAGCUGCGGGACGAGGAGCUGCGCCGGCUGGAAGACGAGGCUUGCCGCGCCGCCCAGGAGUUCCUGGAGUCCCUCAACUUCGACGAGAUUGACGAGUGCGUCCGCAACAUCGAGCGCUCCCUGUCCGUGGGGAGCGAGUUUGCGGGCGAGCUUGGCGCGCCUGCCGAGAGCAGGGGUGGGGAGAAGCCCAGCUUCAACUUCAGCCAGCCAUACCCCGAGGAGGAGGUAGACGAGGGCUUCGAGGCCGAUGACGACGCCUUCAAGGACUCCCCCAACCCCAGCGAGCACGGCCAUUCUGACCAGCGGACGAGCGGCAUCCGGACCAGCGACGACUCCUCGGAGGAAGACCCCUACAUGAACGACACCAUGGUGCCCACCAGCCCCAGCGCCGACAGCACGGUGCUGCUCGCCCCGUCUGUGCAAGACUCUGCCAGCCUGCACAACUCCUCUAGCGGCGAGUCCACCUACUGCGUGCCCCAGAACACCGGGGACCCGCCCUCCGCGGACGGGGACUACGAUUAUGACCAAGACGACUUCGAGGAUGGCGCCGUCACCUCCGGCAGCAGCGUGGCCUUCUCCAACUCCUGCGGUAGCCACUGGUCCCCGGGCUGCAGAUGCUCCGUGGGCACCUACAACAGCUCUGGAGCGUACCGGCUCAGCUCCGAGGGGGCCCAGUCCUCCUUUGAGGACAGCGAAGAGGACUUUGACUCGCGGUUUGACACGGACGACGAGCUCUCCUGCCGGCGCGACUCCGUGUACAGCUGCGUCACCCUGCCUUACUUCCACAGCUUCCUGUGCAUGAAAGGUGGCUUAAUGAACUCCUGGAAGCGCCGCUGGUGCGUCCUCAAGGACGAGACCUUCCUGUGGUUCCGCUCCAAGCAGGAGGCCCUCAAGCAAGGCUGGCUGCACAAGAAAGGCGGCGGCUCCUCCACGCUGUCGCGCAGAAACUGGAAGCGCCGUUGGUUCGUCCUCCGCCAGUCCAAGCUGAUGUACUUCGAAAACGACGGCGAGGAGAAGCUCAAGGGCACCCUGGACGUGCGGAGCGCCAGGGAGAUCAUAGACAACACCAGCAGAGAGAACGGGAUCGACAUCAUCAUGGCCGACAGGACCUUCCACCUGAUCGCAGAGUCCCCGGAGGACGCCAGCCAGUGGUUCAGCGUGCUGAGUCAGGUCCACGCGUCCACAGACCAGGAGAUCCGAGAGAUGCACGACGAGCAGGCCAACCCCCAGAACGCUGUGGGCACGUUGGACGUGGGACUGAUUGACUCCGUGUGUGCCUCCGACAGCCCUGACAGACCCAACUCCUUCGUGAUCAUCACGGCCAACCGGGUCCUGCACUGCAACGCAGACACGCCGGAGGAGAUGCACCACUGGAUAACGCUGCUGCAGAGAUCCAAGGGCGACAACAGGGUGGAGGGCCAGGAGUUCAUCGUGAGAGGCUGGCUGCACAAGGAGGUGAAGGGCGGGCCCGCGGUGUCCUCGCUGAAGCUGAAGAAGCGGUGGUUCGUGCUCACGCACAACUCCCUGGACUACUACAAGAGCUCAGAGAAGAGCGCGCUGAAGCUGGGCACGCUGGUCCUCAACAGCCUGUGCUCAGUCGUGCCCCCGGACGAGAAGAUAUUCAAAGAGACAGGCUACUGGAACGUCACCGUGUAUGGGCGCAAGCACUGUUACCGGCUCUACACUAAACUUCUCAAUGAGGCUACCCGGUGGUCCAGUGCCAUUCAAAACGUGACCGACACCAAGGCUCCAAUUGACACACCCACUCAGCAGCUGAUUCAAGAUAUCAAGGAGAACUGCCUGAACGCAGACGUAGUGGAGCAGAUUUACAAGCGGAACCCGAUCCUGAGAUACACCCACCACCCCCUGCACUCCCCGCUCCUGCCCCUCCCGUACGGGGACAUCAAUCUCAACCUGCUCAAAGACAAAGGCUACACGACCCUUCAGGAUGAAGCCAUCAAGAUAUUCAACUCCCUCCAGCAGCUGGAGUCCAUGUCCGACCCUGUCCCCAUCAUCCAGGGCGUCCUGCAGACGGGCCACGACCUGCGUCCCCUGCGGGACGAACUGUACUGUCAGCUCAUCAAGCAGACCAACAAGGUGCCGCAUCCCGGCAGCGUGGGCAACCUGUACAGCUGGCAGAUCCUGACCUGCCUCAGCUGCACCUUCCUGCCCAGCCGGGGCAUCCUCAAGUACCUCAAGUUCCACCUGAAGAGGAUACGGGAACAGUUUCCAGGAACAGAGAUGGAAAAAUACGCCCUCUUCAUCUACGAAUCUCUCAAGAAAACCAAAUGCAGAGAGUUUGUGCCUUCCCGAGAUGAAAUUGAAGCCCUGAUUCACCGGCAGGAAAUGACCUCCACCGUUUACUGCCACGGUGGAGGCUCGUGCAAGAUCACCAUCAACUCCCACACCACAGCUGGGGAGGUGGUGGAGAAGCUGAUCCGGGGCCUCGCCAUGGAGGACAGCAGGAACAUGUUCGCCCUGUUUGAGUACAACGGACACGUGGACAAGGCCAUCGAGAGCCGGACCAUCGUAGCUGAUGUUCUGGCAAAGUUUGAAAAGCUGGCGGCCGCGUCGGAAGCCGGGGACUCGCCGUGGAAAUUCUACUUCAAGCUCUACUGCUUCCUGGACACGGACAGCGUGCCAAAAGACAGCGUGGAGUUCGCGUUCAUGUUUGAGCAGGCCCAUGAAGCUGUCAUCCACGGUCACCACCCGGCGCCCGAAGAAAACCUGCAGGUGCUGGCCGCCCUGCGGCUGCAGUACCUGCAGGGGGAUUACGCGCCGCACGCGGCCGUCCCGGCCCUGGAGGAGGUGUACGCGGUGCCCCGGCUCAAGGCCCGCAUCAGCCAGUCCACCAAAACCUUCGCGCCGGGCGAGCGGCUGGAGAAGAGGCGCACCAGCUUCCUGGAGGGCACGCUGCGGCGGAGCUUCCGCCCCGGGGCGGCCGGGCGGCAGAAGGCGGACGGGGAGCAGAUGGUGGACAUGUGGGUCAAGGAGGAAGUCGGCUCCGCCCGGGCCAGCAUCAUUGACAAAUGGAAGAGGUUCCAGGGAAUGAGCCAGGAGCAAGCCAUGGCCAAGUACAUGGCCCUGAUCAAGGAGUGGCCCGGCUACGGCUCGACGCUCUUUGACGUGGAGUGCAAGGAAGGAGGCUUCCCGCAGGAGCUGUGGCUGGGCGUCAGCGCGGAGGCCGUCUCCGUGUACAAGCGCGGGGAAGGCAGGCCGCUGGAAGUCUUUCAGUACGAGCACAUCGUCUCUUUUGGGGCGCCCCUGUCCAACACGUACAAGAUCGUGGUUGAUGAGCGGGAACUGCUCUUCGAGACCAGUGAGGUGGUGGACGUGGCCAAGCUCAUGAAAGCCUACAUCAGCAUGAUCGUGAAGAAACGCUACAGCACCACGCGCUCCGUGAGCAGCCAGGGCAGCUCGAGGUGAGGACCGGAAGGAGCCCGCGUGUCCUCGUAGCUGGGCGUGCCACCCUCCGCUGGGGCGGGUCCGGAGCCCGAGCCCGAGGCAGAGCAGCCCAGGCCCUGGGAAGCCCCUCGCGGGAGGCAGGAGUCUCCAGGCUUCCUUCAGCCCCGUCAGCUUCAGCAAUCACGUAUUAAGCUGUUGACCUAACAGCCUGCACAAUGUCCAAAGCUUUACCACUCGCAGAUGACACAUGCCUUAAAAAGAAAGAGGGGGAAGUACCCACGCUGCCACCAAAGCAGCCCGAAGUGCCUUAACCUGCGGAGCCGCCCUCAUCGGCCUUAACCAUGCUACUGAAGGCAAGCGCCUCCCGGGGGUCUCGCGGAGCUUGGAAGGGGGCACCCACCACCCAUUUAUGCACUAACCUCCCAGCCUGAUUUCCCCAGUGAGGGAAGGUGAGGGAGCGGGGAGGGAGACAGCAGAGGGGCAGCGUGUUUUAGCUGAAGGGCUGCUGGCAGCCUUCCUGGCAAACGUGUGUUAGCUUCUCGCUUUGUUUCAGGUUCCAAGCGCCUGCACUUGCCCGUGCACGCAUGUGUUUGUAAACCCCACACUUCAAUCAUUGUUUCGUGAGCAUUAAACACAAAGGGAAAAGAACGUGCAAUGUGUAAACAAUCUGUAUAUUUUAAUAGUUCAGAGUUUUAGUCUCUGAUGGUUACUUUAUAAGGUGGUUUUGUUAACUAAUCGGAAUCCUGGAUUUUCCUGUCUUUGCUGUAUCUUGACUCAGUUUUUGUUUUACAUGUAGCACGGGCUGCAGUCUGUCUGCUGUAUUACAAUCAGAUCGGCGGCCCACGCGAUGACUGUAUUUAUAAACCACUCAGACUGCUGGCUCUCGUGCUGUUCUUAGGACAUAUUGGAGUCUUUCAUUUCUAAGAGCUAAGUUAAUUUGUUUUUUCUUGAAAGUUAGCUCAUAGCACUUGGAUAGACUGUAGCUAUAACCAUGUUGAAUGUGGGGGAAACUGCUGCCCUCCUGAACGGAGCGUGUGAGCAAACCUCUAAAGGACCCUGACAUGAAAUGCCGAGGCUUUAAUAAAACACACACAGUAUUUUGUCCCAAUUUUAUAACAGUGGUCUGAACCAGGCACCUGUACAUAAAUCAGCAUUAAUGACAACAUGAAAAUUAAUCUGGACUUGGACUUCUAUUUUUAUAUGGAAAAUUCUAAAGACAGACAAACUCAGUCUGCUCACAAGGGAAAAUCAAGUUUGCCUUAUCUCUGGACCCCGUGCGAAAGUGCCGUUUGUUGGCUCACAGGAAGUCUGACAAUAAAAGACACUAGUGAA